Messenger RNA from Dentiscutata heterogama, 868 nucleotides. The record is from the annotation of a GenBank genome assembly. Lineage: Eukaryota; Fungi; Glomeromycota; Glomeromycetes; Diversisporales; Gigasporaceae.
AUGGAUUCCCAAAGUACUCAAAAUACACAAACUGAAUUUCGAUACGUUGAUGGUAGAAGAUUUCAUAACGAGGAAAAUGCUAUAUAUCAGAUGCCAAAUGAUGAACAUGAAACAGAUAGAUUACAUUUACAACAUUUUUUAUUAAGAUAUCUCUGGCAAAGCAACAUUUCUGCUCCUGUCGAUCAUAUUUUGUCUAAACAAGGUGCUAAAGUCCUCGAUGUCGGAUGUGGUGCAGCUUCAUGGUCUUUUGAUAUGGCAACUACGUAUCAAUCAGCUGAAAUUACUGGAUUUGAUAUAUCUCCAUAUCAACCAACUACGAUAAAACCUCAAAAUUUUGAAUUCGUUAAAGGAAAUGUUGAGGAAAGAUUACCAUUUGAUGAUAAUACUUUUGAUUUUGUAUUUCAGCGAUUUUUAGUAUGGGGUAUUCACAAAGAGAAAUGGCCACACGUGGUAAAUGAGUUGGUCAGAGUUUUAAAACCAGGUGGAUUUUUAGAGUUAUGUGAACCUUCUAAUAUAUUUGACAGAGGACCAGUUACUAAACGUUUAUGGGAUUGUGAAAUCGAAAUAUUAGAAGAAAAAGGCAGUGAUUUUGAUUCGUAUCUAAAGAUAGAAGAAUAUGCACGAAAUCAAGGUCAAUUAGAAAAUAUUAAAAAAGAAGCUAAACGAUGCCAUUACGGAACAGUUUAUAACAGUGUCGAGUUUAGUAAAGCGAUUCUCAGUAAUAUGUCUUAUGCGUAUGCUUCUCUUAAACCUGUUUUAACAAAACAAUUGCAAAUUUCUGAUGAAGAAUACGAUAGGUUGACUAAAAUAUCCGAAAAAGAAUCAGUGGAGUUUAAUUCUUAUUUUAAUAUAGUUCGUGUUUAUGGAA